Messenger RNA from Guillardia theta CCMP2712, 1431 nucleotides. RefSeq lists its product as hypothetical. The transcript has 13 exons. Bases 1 to 1431 code for a protein of 476 amino acids. The record is from RefSeq and is a predicted model, not a curated record. NCBI's taxonomy places the organism in Eukaryota, Cryptophyceae, Pyrenomonadales, Geminigeraceae.
AUGUUGCUGGACGUUCCCCUGCUCCUCCUCCUGUUCCUCCUGUUCCUCCUCCUGCUCCCCCUCCCGCAUCACGUCGUCCAGCACCAGCAUCGGUUCAAGCUGGCCCAGCUUCAAGGGGAAAGGAAGAAUCUGUCAGAAGCAAGCAGUGACGAUCUUGACGGUGACAGUGAUGGUGAUAGCAAUAGCGAAAUGUCACCAUCUGAAGUUGAGCAUUCGAACGGGAGCACGAGAGAGGGACUGACCGCAGGUACGGAUAAGGUUGCGGUUGCUUCCGAUGACGACCAACCGUCGCCGUUUCAGUCUUGCAACAACUUGGAGAGGCUCAUUGCGGACCUCAAGUCGUCGAGCGCUGCCUUUGCUUCAAGUCAGAGCUGCGAGGCGAGAGGAGGCCUGCUGCAGUCGUGGGUUGAGCGGCACAAGCAAAGCCAGCAGGCUCGCCGAAAGAAGAUGAUUGCAUCAAUUCUCAAGGAUGAAGAGGAUUCGGCUGAGAGCGAGCUAACCUGGGAAGCGCGAGCCAAGCAGAAAUCUCAACCAGUGCAACAGCUGCAGGGGGCCAAAAGUAGCACCCUGCCUUCGUGCUCGAGCUUGAAGAAAGGCGAUGAUAGCAGAGACUUCGACUUUGGCGGAAAGAUGGUUCCUGCUUCCGCUAUGGACUACGACUCUCGCGACAUCUUGGAGGAAGACCUGGUUGUGCACGGAAGCUUUCAGAAAAUCGCAAACGACACAGAAGCACAGAUGUUCGUCAGGUUGUCUAGCGGAGAGAUGGGCGAGUCACUUGAUGCACAAGCAUACAAGCGGUUGCUUGACCAUGCUCGUUUCAAACAUGCAGAGACUUCACUUUCAGUGCCUGCAUCCAAUGCACCUCCACGCAAUGUUGUCGAGCCCAGUCGCGUGCAUGGGAGUAGGAAGGGGAUGUGCGUUGGCGACGUGCUGGAAGCGAAGGGCAUUCUCGCGAUCAGCAUGUCGCUUCUAGAUACUGUCUGUUCGAGCGGGCUGAGCAUACGGACAUGGCGGAAGAACAGUCAGAGCUCGACGGGGGGGCUUAUGGUUGGGAAGGCGUGGAAGUGCAGCGAGCGAUGGGGAGGAGGAGGAAGGUGGCAGAAACGGAUGAUGAUAUUCGACCUUGGGACUGGAGAGCUCAUGUUAUCGAAGGACGGAGAGCACAAGAAGAAGGUCCUCGGGAUCUUUUCAGUAGGGAAGAACUUGUCGGAGGACGCCAAGAUCGUAUCGCUCUUUGAUGUUCAAGAUGUGUCGGAGACAUCAGAGGGAGACGAGCCUGUUGUGGGAGCGAGUAUCAAGCUGCAAUACCUGCAAACUGAAGGCAAGAAAGGCGGGCUCAAGCUUUGCUUCUCCAAUGUCUCGGAAAAAGAUUUCUGGUUCAGAGCGUUUGUGGAAUGGAGAGAAGCGUGUGGUAGCAAUGAAGCCUCUUAG